AUGGAGGGGUUCAGUGAAAAGCUUUUCUGCUGCAGGUGGUUGCGCCACAGGGUUCCCCUGGCCCACAGAGAGGAACUGUACCACAUCCUGAAGAUGACAGGGCCUCUGCUGCUCUCUCGAAUCCUAAAUUAUCUGCUUCCAUUUGUGGUUACAAUGUUCUGUGGGCGAUUGGGAAAUGAAGUUAUGGCUGGCUAUGGAUUAGCUUCUGCUACCAUUAAUAUUACCACUGCAGCUACAGGAUGUGGUCUGGCACUGGCAUGCGAUACUUUGGUGUCUCAGACAUUUGGUGGUAAGAACCUGCUGCGGGUGGGAGUGAUCCUUCAGCGGGGCAUCAUCAUCCUGCUGUUGUUCUGUCUGCCCUGCUGGGCUCUGCUCAUUAAUGCCCAGGCCGUCCUGUUAUGCCUGGGCCAGGACCCUGAGGUGGCCAGAAUAGCCCAGCUGUAUAUAACAGGCUUCCUUCCUGCAGUACCAGCAAUGUUUCUACAACAUCUCCAGGUGUCUUACCUGCAGAACCAGGGUAUAAUACUGCCACAAAUGUACACUGCUGCCAUGGCAAACAUAGCAAACGUGAUGACGAACUACAUCUUUCUUUACUGGCUGGAUCUGGGUGUUAGCGGAUCUGCAGCAGCCAACACUCUGUCUCAGAUUUACAUCUGCACUUUUCUGUUUGCUUACAUUUGGUGGAAGAAGCUCCAUGUAAAGACAUGGGGAGGCUGGUCUGUAGAAUCACUGCAGGAGUGGGGCUCCUACAUGAAACUGGCCAUUCCCAGUACAUUAAUGAAGUGCUUUGAGUGGUGGGUUUAUGAGUUUGGUGGAUUUGUUGCAGGAAUGCUGAGUGAAGAUGAGCUGGCAGCCCAACAUGCUGUGAUGAUGGUGGCUUUCAUAACAUACAUGUUCCCUCUUGGUAUUCAAGCUGCAGCAUGUGCCCGAGUGGGUAAUGCUCUCGGUGCAGGAGACACUGCCAGGGCGAUCCUCACCAGCAAGAUGUCAUUAGCGCUUGCAGGUAGCAUUGCCGUUGUUGAAGGUAUUGUGCUUGGCACUACUAAAUCAGUGAUUGGCUUCAUCUUCACCUCUGAUGGGAAGAUCAUAGGUCUGGUCUCACACUUGAUGAAUGCUCACUGUUUCCUUCAGUUCUUUGAUGCUCUUGUGUGUGUGUGCACAGGCAUCUUCUUGGGCACGGGCAAACAGAAGAUACCAGCUCUGGCCAAUUUCAUUGGAUACUACUGCAUAGGACUUUCACUGAGCGUUACUUUAACGUUUGUUGCAAAACUGAGAAUUUUAGGUUUUUGGCUGGGAUUGCUCGUUUGUGUCAUUUUACAAUCCACCUUCUACAUCAUUUUCAUCUUCAAUAUGAACUGGGAGAGAAUGACAGAGGAGGCUGUUAACCGAGCACAGAUCAACACGCCUAUGACAGCUGCCCUGUCAGACGCUUUGUGUAACAACACUGCUGACCAGACAGCGAGUAAUGGGAAUUCAGUUGAAGGCUAUGAGUCUGUGAGCGCCGAGUGCCAUGAUGGGAAGACGGAGACACAGGGGGGACAUGUUGUCCAGCAGCUGAAGGGUUGUCGUCUCUCCACUACCCAGCUGAUCCUCAGGCGAGGCCUCACUAUGUUUGCAGCAGUUGCACUUCUGGCUGUGGGAGCAAGUGUGCACUUCCUUGUGCCUUUGCCAGAAACCCUGCCUUCAGAGGCCAACUUUACUUUGGACUGGAUCAAUACGACGUAUACUCCUGAUCAGAUUUUUACCACUGUCUUUAAUUCGACUUAUUCUCUUUGACAGACUGGGCUGUGAGACGAAAACUGGAAGAUUGGCUGUGAAACUCUCGUGAAUUAAUGGUUUGAGAGUAAUAUUAAUGAGGUUACUGUUAUUCAUUGAUCAUACACCGUUUCCCUUUCUGUGCUUUCUGCCCAUCUGCACCUAUGCCUUUCUUCUGCAGGUCCUGCUUUGACAUAGUGCUAUGCAAACAUCUGCACCAUAUUGUGCACUGGUGCCUAAGGAGUUGCUUCACUGAAUGCAAUAACCGCUGCUCAUGCUCAUGUCCCCAAGUUAGUGAUCAGCAGGUUUAUAAUGAUUCCAGCAGCCAGGAUGAAUAGCAUGACAGCCAGAGCAAGGCCUCUACGCAGAACCAGAGUCCUGUGAGAGAGCUCCACCACCACCGUUUGAACUGCUGGUCCUGCAUCAGUGUCAACCAGGUCCAUGGUGUCGGUUUCUUCCUGAAAGUUCUCUGGAUCAUCUCCCUGGGGACCUGGAUAUACAAAUGUGAC
This is a messenger RNA of Perca flavescens (yellow perch), 2264 nucleotides long. RefSeq names its product multidrug and toxin extrusion protein 1. Gene Ontology annotation, molecular function: antiporter activity; xenobiotic transmembrane transporter activity. Lineage: Eukaryota; Metazoa; Chordata; Actinopteri; Perciformes; Percidae. The transcript is spliced from 17 exons. Gene Ontology annotation, biological process: xenobiotic detoxification by transmembrane export across the plasma membrane. The record is from RefSeq and is a predicted model, not a curated record. Gene Ontology annotation, cellular component: membrane. Bases 1 to 1776 code for a protein of 591 amino acids.